This is a messenger RNA of Spirometra erinaceieuropaei, 1494 nucleotides long. NCBI's taxonomy places the organism in Eukaryota, Metazoa, Platyhelminthes, Cestoda, Diphyllobothriidea, Diphyllobothriidae. The record is from the annotation of a GenBank genome assembly.
AUGCGGACUAGAAGAGGACUCAUCCUUUGCAUUACUGCACUGAUUGCCUGCAUCAUCUGGCGUCUGAGUUUUAUCUGGCGACCAAAUUUUGGCGGAAAUCGUGUUGUGACGGUGGCGUUCGAUUAUCCGCCAGCGAUUGACAAACGAUCACCGAAUACCGAUGUGCUAUUCCGACAGGCCCGUUUAACCGUCAACGAACUGUGGAGACUGAGUAAUGCCCAGUUCCACACCCGCAACCAGACAUCUCUAUCAAUAAGCCGCUUAAACAAUCUCCUGUCUCAAGCUACACUUCAGCUCACGGCGAGACUGGAUCUGCUCAACAAACUCAGUGGCCGGCGUGAGAGUAGACGUCAGAAGGUGGAUGCAUUGAGCUCAGAACUGCGACACCAAAUUUCGAGGAUACAGAAUCCUCCCGACUGCAGUCAGUCGCCCUUCGCUCUGGCAGAACUGCGUUAUAGUUGCGGAUUUGGAUGUUCUGCUCAUCACAUGGUUCUGAAGUUUUCAUUUGCUUUUGCAACCAAUCGCACACUGCUGCUGCAGCACAAUGACUGGGAGAACUUCUUUAUGCCGUUAUCUAACUGCUCGCUGAAGCACGCCGAAGGACAGUCAAACAUUCCUCAUUUAGAAAACAGGCUUCCCAAUAUCAGCAGACGCUAUCAUGCGCCUGCUAUGCCAAGCCCGUGGUCCAGUAAACUAGGUACGACAUUGGGUGAUCCCUUUCCCUGGUACCGUGGACACCUGCUGGAUUAUAUUCUUCGUCCAAGAGAUCCGACGCUGCGACAUGAAUUAAAAAUGGAGUUGCAGAGUAUAAGGAAGAGUUCAGACGCCGAAUCAUACAACGGACCAAUCGCCAGCAUACACAUUCGUCGAACCGAUAAACUCCAUUCUGAGGCAAAGUUCCAUGCAGUAGAGGAGUACAUGUUUCACGUUGAACGUUUCUUUGAGUUAAAGGAGGUGGAAUAUGGCUUGGAAACUGGCAGUACAAGACCACCGCCGUGGUCUCGACGACGACGUGUCUUCUUGGCUUCUGAUGAUGCAUCCGUUUUCCAGGAGGCUAAAUCGAAAUAUCCAAGAUAUGAAUUUAUUGGUCAACAGAGAAAUGGAAGUGCAUAUAAGAAUCGUUGGUCUACCACAGGUGUGUUUGCCAUCCUCGUGGAUCUGCAUCUUUUGGUGUCGUCCGACUUCCUCGUCUGUACCGCCAGCUCCAAUGUUUGCAGGCUUGCCUACGAACUCCUCUCGGCAAAGUCCCCGAUUCAUGGUGAUGCUGCAUACCAGAUGCAGUCAGUGGAUCAGAUGUACCACUGCGUCCAUUCGCAAAGACGCUGGUGGAUAGCCAUUGCAGACUUCAGGCAAGAGGGCGUCAAGUUAGGGGACCUUGUUUCUAUCUCAUCAACAAAGUGGGACGGCUUUGUCCAGGCGAAAUGGAAGCUGCCCAUAACUCGUGAGGAUGCACUGCCCGCUUAUCUAUUUGAAGAGGUUGUUCAAACUAUCUAG